This is a messenger RNA of Balaenoptera ricei (Rice's whale), 780 nucleotides long. RefSeq names its product potassium channel tetramerization domain containing 4 (gene KCTD4). The transcript has a single exon. NCBI's taxonomy places the organism in Eukaryota, Metazoa, Chordata, Mammalia, Artiodactyla, Balaenopteridae. The coding region runs from base 1 to 780 and encodes 259 amino acids. Gene Ontology annotation, biological process: protein homooligomerization. The record is from RefSeq and is a predicted model, not a curated record. Gene Ontology annotation, molecular function: protein binding.
AUGGAGCGUAAAAUAAACAGAAGAGAAAAAGAAAAGGAGUAUGAAGGGAAACACAACAGCCUGGAAGACGCUGACCAGGGAAAGAACUGCAAAUCCACCCUGAUGACCCUCAACGUUGGUGGAUACUUAUACAUUACUCAGAAACAAACACUGACCAAGUACCCAGACACUUUCCUUGAAGGUAUAGUAAAUGGAAAAAUCCUCUGCCCAUUUGAUGCCGACGGUCAUUAUUUCAUAGACAGGGAUGGGCUCCUCUUCAGGCAUGUUCUAAACUUCCUACGAAAUGGAGAACUUCUACUGCCAGAAGGGUUUCGAGAAAAUCAACUUCUCGCACAAGAAGCAGAAUUCUUUCAGCUCAAGGGACUGGCGGAGGAAGUGAAGUCCAGGUGGGAAAAAGAACAGCUAACACCCAGGGAGACUACUUUCUUGGAAAUAACAGAUAACCAUGAUCGCUCACAAGGACUGAGAAUCUUCUGUAAUGCUCCUGAUUUCAUAUCAAAAAUAAAAUCUCGCAUUGUUCUGGUGUCCAAAAGCAGGCUGGAUGGCUUUCCAGAGGAGUUUUCAAUAUCGUCAAACAUCAUUCAAUUUAAAUACUUCAUAAAGUCUGAAAAUGGCACUCGACUUGUACUGAAGGAAGACAACACCUUUGUCUGCACCUUGGAAACUCUUAAGUUCGAGGCCAUAAUGAUGGCCUUAAAGUGUGGUUUUAGACUGCUGACCAGCCUGGAUUGCUCCAAAGGGUCGAUUGUUCACAGCGAUGCACUUCAUUUUAUCAAGUAA